AUUUUACGCAUGCAUUUACGCACUGUAAUAUUUUUGUAAGACGUACGGCAUACGUUUAAAAAUGCAACGUAUAGCUAUAUCAUGGACAGAUAUAUGGUAUAAUUUUGCUGAAUUAUUGAAUAGAAAUAGCCAAGAGAUGUGGUAAAUAAAAUUCAAAGAGGUUAUUUUAAUCUCUUAGAUCAAAUCUCAGAUCAAGACGACUCAAAUCGACGUGGGUUCAACAUCGAGCCGAACAGCUCUCCGAUUUUCCCCUUCUAGCUCUAAAUCUCCUUCGUAGCCUACUUCAGCUUCCUUUUAGGAGUGAAAAUGUUAUGUUUAAGAGAGUGAUAUCAUAUGCAAUACUUCCAAUGGACGAGCCUUCAAAUCAAAAACAGCCUGACCUAAAUAUAGGUCUACCCCCUGACAUGCCGGCUUCGGACAGCAAUAAUUCUGCUGACAUGGAAACCAAGACUAAUGGAUCAGUUGAAACCAAAAACAUACCUGAAAAUGGACAGUUGCCUGACCCUUCUGAGUGGGCUGUGAAUGAUGUAGUUGAUUACAUCAAAGCUGCUGGUUUUGAGGAACAGGCCACAGCCUUCGAGGAUCAGGAAAUUGAUGGCAAGUCUCUCCUCCUGAUGACACGCAAUGAUGUGUUGACUGGCCUCUGCAUCAGACUGGGACCUGCAUUGAAGAUCUACGAGUACCAUGUAAAGCCAUUGCAGACCCAGCACCUGAAGAGCAAUGCAGAAGCCAUAUCUACGAGUGACACUUAAGACAACUGUAACAGUUUGUGCCACGUCGAUGAUACAUUGGUAUUAGAUAUUUAGGAUACAUGCCAGUUGGUGCUGCUGUAGGGUCUGGUUAUGUAAUAUUACUGUGAUGAAAACGGUGCUAGGAUGGGAUCGUACAAAUUUAUCAUCAUUUCUUUGUUUUAAGAAUCUAAGUGUCCAAAGGACAAUUCCUGGAAUUCUUAUAAUUUAUUUGGUCUUACAGGGUGUAGUAUAUUGAAUCUGCUGAGGAUCAUACAUUUCUUCAUGAUAUUUUUACUUGAGCUAUUCAGUAUGUGUGUGUGUGUGUGUACGUAAAGAGGUUUUUCACAUCCAAAUCAGAACUUUUACUAGUCAUGACUAAUAAGUGACUCCCUUUUGUUUUAGAAAGGGAUAAUUUCUUCAAAAGUUUGCAGACUAGUGCAACGGAACCCAAUUCUCCUAACAUCUGACCAAUACUGUCCUUUUAUUUAACAUUUUACUGCACUAAGUUACAUUGCAUUAUGUUGUGCAUACUUCAAUACCUGUAUGUUACCAUUGUGACACGUGAAGUCUAUCCGAGUUAGCUUUAGGAAAUGUAAUCAGUCCACGGACUUUGAAAGAAAUCGCUCAAA
Engraulis encrasicolus (European anchovy) is the source of this 1360-nucleotide messenger RNA. RefSeq names its product sterile alpha motif domain-containing protein 13-like. The record is from RefSeq and is a predicted model, not a curated record. Gene Ontology annotation, cellular component: nucleus. The coding region runs from base 312 to 752 and encodes 146 amino acids. Gene Ontology annotation, molecular function: chromatin binding; histone binding. The transcript has 5 exons. Lineage: Eukaryota; Metazoa; Chordata; Actinopteri; Clupeiformes; Engraulidae. Gene Ontology annotation, biological process: negative regulation of DNA-templated transcription.